Messenger RNA from Mixia osmundae IAM 14324, 762 nucleotides. RefSeq lists its product as uncharacterized. Gene Ontology annotation, cellular component: cis-Golgi network; membrane; endoplasmic reticulum. The coding region runs from base 1 to 762 and encodes 253 amino acids. Lineage: Eukaryota; Fungi; Basidiomycota; Mixiomycetes; Mixiales; Mixiaceae. The record is from RefSeq and is a predicted model, not a curated record. Gene Ontology annotation, biological process: endoplasmic reticulum to Golgi vesicle-mediated transport; protein retention in ER lumen. The transcript is spliced from 6 exons. Gene Ontology annotation, molecular function: ER lumen protein retrieval receptor activity.
AUGCAAACAGUCAUCCUGCUGCAUGCCAUGCAGAGCAAGCGGUCAUGUCGCGGCAUCAGCUUCAAGACGCAGCUCCUCUACCUCGUCGUCUUUGUGACUCGCUAUCUCGACCUGUUCCAUUUCAUCUCGCUCUACAACACCGCCAUGAAGGUCUUCUUCAUCGCCUCGAGCGCCUACAUCCUCUACCUCAUGAAGUUCCGCUACAGGCCGACCCAUGACCCGGCCAUCGAUACCCUCAGACUAGAAUACCUCUUGGGCCCAUGCGCCGUUCUCGCCCUCAUCUUCAACUACAAAUUCACGCCCAUGGAGAUCCUCUGGUCCUUCUCGAUCUUCUUGGAAGCCGUCGCCGUCCUGCCACAGCUCUUUAUGUUACAGCGAACCGGAGAGGCGGAGACGAUAACGACCCAUUACCUCGCCGCGUUAGCGGCCUAUCGCGCGCUCUAUAUCCCCAACUGGAUCUACAGAUAUGUCAUGGAAGAGACCUUUGACCCGAUAGCCGUCAUCUCGGGCAUCGUCCAGACCGCGGUCUUCUCAGACUUUGCAUGGAUAUACUACAACAAAGUCCUGCACGGACAAAAGUUCGAGUUAUUCGAGUCUGAGCAAGAUCCCUGUCGUGCAGGCUCCCGGCAUGACAGCCUGGCAGCCAGCCUUGUCCCAACCCCAUCAUCAUCACCACUGUACGCUGAGCGCGUACCUAAUCGAGUCUUGACGAACGAGUUGCGCAAUUGCAAGAGCAUAGACUCAGAAACGAGACGAACUUAA